AAAGCGUCAAUUUCAUAUACCGGAAGUACUCCUGCUUCUUCUGGAUUUUGCGUGCCUGCAGUGAUAUUUGAAGGUGCAGACGCGUGUGUUUGGAUCCGUUUGCUGCGUGAUUCACCAGAUAUUAUUUGAGUGACACUUCUUGCCAGAUGACUGACCUCUUGCCAGUGGUGGUGGUGCAUGGAGGGGCAGGGAUUAUCCCAAAGGAGCGGUUGCAACUGUCCAUUUCAGGGGUGUGUGCAGCAGUGCGGACAGGGUACGCUAUCCUCAAGGGAGGGGGCAGCAGCAUGGAUGCUGUGGUGGAGACUGUGAUCCAGCUGGAGAAUAACCCUGCCUUCAAUGCAGGCUGUGGGUCAGUGCUGAACGUCAAAGGAGAGGUGGAGAUGGACGCCAUUGUGAUGGAUGGCAAAACACUGGCAAGCGGAGCGGUGUCCGCAGUACGCAACAUAGCUAACCCCAUCCAGCUAGCAAGACUUGUUAUGGACAAGACCAGUCACGCGUGUCUGACAGCCGAAGGUGCUAAUCAGUUUGCUCGAUCCAUGGGGAUCGAGGAGGUCCCUCAGGAGUCCCUCAUCACUGAAUAUUCCCGCAUGCGCUGGAGGAAGAACCUUGCACCUGAUGCCAACCCUGUGGAGUCCCAAAUGGGGAAAGCAGGCACAGUUGGUGCAGUAGCAGUUGAUUUAGAGGGCAACGUAGCCUGUGCGACUUCCACUGGUGGGAUGCUGAACAAGAUGGAAGGUCGUGUGGGUGACACCCCCAUCAUAGGGUCUGGAGGCUAUGCUGACAACCAGUCAGGAGCAGUGUCCACCACAGGCCAUGGUGAGACCAUCAUGAAGAUUACACUGGCCAGACUCAUCCUGUUCCACAUGGAGCAAGGUCGGUCGGUAGAAGAUGCCAGUGACUUGGGCCUGGCCUGUAUGCAGUCCAGACUUGGGGGGCUAGGCGGGGUGGUGACAGUGGAUCCUCAGGGCCACUGGGCUGCCCGCUUCAGCAGCAAACAAAUGUCGUGGGCUGCAGCCCAGAGGGAUAUUAUGCACUAUGGCCUGUACACUGGAGAACACUUCACCCAAAGCAUCAACUGAUGGAUGUUGUUGUUGUUGUUGUUGUUGUUGUUGUUUUGUUUUUUUUUAACUAUCAUUUUUAAGGGAGAAUACUACUUGGACAAUAAAAGAAAUUCAGCACAAGUCAAACGCUAGUUUAUCCAGGUGCUAAGAUAGAUGUCAUUGUGUCUUUAAUUAAAACACAAAGCAUUAACACAAAGUGUUUUUAUCUGCAAAAGGCUUACAGAGCCUAAGAAUUCUAGGCUGGAACUAAUUUCAGAUUACA
Messenger RNA from Oreochromis niloticus (Nile tilapia), 1323 nucleotides. It is a transcript of the gene asrgl1, whose product is annotated as asparaginase and isoaspartyl peptidase 1. The coding region runs from base 147 to 1079 and encodes 310 amino acids. The record is from RefSeq and is a predicted model, not a curated record. The transcript is spliced from 7 exons. Gene Ontology annotation, molecular function: asparaginase activity. Gene Ontology annotation, cellular component: cytoplasm. Lineage: Eukaryota; Metazoa; Chordata; Actinopteri; Cichliformes; Cichlidae.